AUGGUAUGUGUAGUCCGACGUGAAGGCGGACGUGAAGGCGGACGUGAAGGCGUCAGAAAGGUAAGGCGGGAAUGCCUUUGCCCACAGGAGGGGUGGGGUGGCGUAACGUUUUUGUUAAAAUGUUCAAUGUUUUUAACUCUGACUUUUUCUUGGGAGGGGCACCAAAACCAGCGGGUUGUGCACUAA
Molecule: messenger RNA, 186 nt
Organism: Chondrus crispus (carragheen)
Lineage: Eukaryota; Rhodophyta; Florideophyceae; Gigartinales; Gigartinaceae
Exons: 1
Coding region: 1-186 (61 amino acids)
Source: RefSeq, a predicted model, not a curated record